Molecule: messenger RNA, 2086 nt
Organism: Schistocerca cancellata (South American locust)
Lineage: Eukaryota; Metazoa; Arthropoda; Insecta; Orthoptera; Acrididae
Product: Down syndrome cell adhesion molecule-like protein Dscam2
Exons: 11
Coding region: 24-1493 (489 amino acids)
Biological process (GO): dendrite self-avoidance; homophilic cell-cell adhesion; axon guidance
Cellular component (GO): plasma membrane; axon
Molecular function (GO): cell-cell adhesion mediator activity
Source: RefSeq, a predicted model, not a curated record
UGUCACCACAACGGCGCUAUGAAAUGAAAGUUUCAGUGGCAACAGCUGCAGGUGAAGGUGUGCCAAGCACAAGUGUUGUCCAAGCACCAUCAACACACACACCUGCAAGAAUUGCAUCAUUUGGCCAUAAAAUGAAGGUUGCACGUGGGGAGGAACUACAGUUACCCUGCAUUGCUGUUGGUCAGCCUCCUCCACGCCGAGAGUGGUUUCAUGGUGGGAAAUCAAUACAAGAAGAUGACCAUCUCCGUAUCAAUUCUGAAUGGACACUUCUCAUUCCUGCUGUGAAAUUAAGUGAUACUGGAAAUUAUACAUGUUCAGCUGAAAAUGUGUUUGGAAAAGAUGAAAUAACUUACUUUCUUUUGGUUCAAGAGAGCAGGAACAAAGGAAUUCCCUUAGCACCAACAGACUUUGAAGUGUCAAAGUCAACAGUCUCUAGUAUUUCAUUGUCCUGGAAGUCCUCACUGUCAACCACAAAUAUGGUUCAGGGAUAUUACUUGAAUUACAAAAGGGAAUUUGGAGAAUGGGAGAAAAUAAAGUUGUCAGCAGAAGAGAAUGAUUUCACUCUCGAUGGGCUCCAGUGUGGCACUAAGUAUCAGUUCUACCUCCAAGCUUUCAACCAACUUGGUCAAAGUGCACCCUCAGAGACUAUUACCUCACAUACACGGGGCACAGCACCAAUAGCUCCAAGCAAAAGUCAUUUGAUCAGAGUCAACUCUACAUCCAUAUCAUUGAAUGUUGGAUCAUGGGGGACAGGUGGCUGCCCUAUUACAACUCUAGUUGUUGAAUACAAACCAAGGCAGCAACAUGAGUGGACACUGGUCUCUAACAACCUGAAAUACCAGCAGAUUGACUUCCCUGUGCUUGACCUCAGUCCUGAGACAUGGUACACACUUAGAAUGACAGCACAUAACAGUGCGGGAUCCACUGUAUCCAGUUACGAUUUUAUCACUCUUACAAAUUCAGGUGCCAUUGUGGAGCCAGACUUAAUAAUUCAUUCAGGUUACAAGUACAACCAUUUUUAUAAUGACCUUGGUGUCAUCAUUCCAGUAAUAACAUCUUUGGUAACAGUCAUAGUUGCUGGUAUUGGAAUAUUUCUGUAUUUUCGGAGAAAGCAAGAAUCACUUCCUGACAAUAAAUUUGUAGGCACAACAUCUGAGAAGUCAUGUGAUAUGGCUCCAACAGGGGGCACUUCUGCAUGUACUGACCAGAAAGUUUCUGGAUGUACCAUGAUGCCAAGCAGUCCCCGAAUGGCCAGUGGGGACAGAGAAGAACCACUCUACCUACCUGAACCAGUACCACCAGCUACUCCAGCAUCCACUGACACUGUAAAUCCUUAUGCGACAUUCAGGUUGCCUCCAGAUGCUGAAAACUUGCCUGCAUAUGACAACUACAGUGAUUCUGUAUACAUGAAAAUAAAGAAGAAGUCACAACAAAUCAAUGCUGAUGGAGACUGGGUACCACUCCACAGUUUGUACCAGGCCCAUAGAUACUGACAUUAGCUGCAGUUAGGACCUCCAGUGGCGAGAAAGAGUACAAACAGCUGAAAAUGUCAGCACACCAUUUCCAAAGUGCCUUUGUUCCAUAUACUUGUAUGUAGAAGAAACUGUGACAGACAGUAGGAAUUGCUGUGACAAUAAAUAUUUCCACCAGAAGACAAAGAAAGAUUGCAGCCCCUUUAUUCAAAAUGAUCUGAAUAAGGCCUGUCUUCUGUUACUAUCUGAAAUCUCAUAUCAGAUCUGGAUGACUUUACACAAAACAAAUGCAAUGCCAGGAUUAUCUUUUUAUAAGGAAUUUCAAUACUGGUACAUACAAUGAAGCUAUAGCUGUGAGCUGCAUGACAUUUGUGAAGAAGUUAAAACUGGGACUUUUUUGCAAUCAUCUACAACUAUCAUUGACUGGAAUGUGUUCAACUGCUCUCCACUCCAUGUUGCUGACCUCAGUAAACAAGAACAAAUAUUUUUGGAACUAAAUGUCAAUACAUCAGUCUGUAAUACUUCAUUGUAUUUUCACUGUACAGCAGUGACAGACUGGAAAGACAUUAAAUUUUCAGCUUAUUUGUAACUUACCUUUAAGGUCAUGUUAAGAG